AUGCCGCGCAAGAAGGCGCCGCCGAGGCGGAACGGCGAAGCCGCGGAAAUCGCGGCGAAGCGCGAGCGCGCCGCGGAGGAGAGCGCGCGCGAUGUCGCGAAGAGAGCGCGCGCUCGCGCGUCGUUCGGUCGCCCCGCGCGCGAGAGCGCAGACUGCGAGAUCCUCGGCGACGACGACGCCGCCGAUCCUGGGUUCUUCGACCUCACGACGCUCUCCGGGCGCGAGACCCGCGGCGGACGCGUCGCGAGCGGCGCGUCCGCGUCCGCGUCCUCGCCGCCCGCGACGCGCGUGCGCUUCGAGUCCGCGAAGAACGGCGACGUCUUGCGAUGGAGACUCGCGUCGACGACGCGCGAGGACGACGGCGAGGACGCGACGGACGACGACGACGACGCCUCCGCCGCGUUCGCGACGGACAUCCCGAACGGCCCGGCGACGACGCGCGCGUUCUUAGACCUCGUCGCCGGCGGGUUCCUCGCCGCGCGGGUGCUCCCGAGCCAGGGCGGCGGCGGCGCCGGUCGCGCGAUAGGGCUCGUCCUCACGCCGACCGCGCUGCAGGACGAGGCGACGCAUCCGGAGGCGUGUUCGAGGCGAGCGAAGCACGCGUCGCUUCGAACGACGCUCGCGUGGCUGACGCCGCCGACGACGCCGAGAGACGUCCUCGCCGCGGGUCUCGCCGCGGAAGCGGGAGACGCGGGGGAAGAAGACGGAACGUCAACCGACGCGGCGUCCAAGUCGCUGCUCAGGGAGAUCUACGACGCGGCGAAGCCGCCGAGCGACGCGCCGACGCUGCGCGGGGACUUCUCCUCGCGGCUCGCGCCGACGCCGCGGCCGUACCAAAGACGCGCGGUGGACUGGAUGAUCCGACGCGAGAAGGGCGGCGUCGGCGCGAUGAGCAAACGCGGAGGAGCGCAAGACGCGGACGCGGACGCGGACGGCGGCGGCGACGACGACGCGUUGCAUCCGCUGUGGAGCCGCCUCCUCGGCGGCCACCGCCGCGGCGACGACGGCGUCCGGUUGUACGUCAACUGGCACACCGGUCAGCUCUCGCGGACGCGGUUUCCCGCGCCGGAGGACGUGCGGGGGGGCAUCCUCGCGGACGAGAUGGGCCUGGGGAAGACCGUGGAGGUGCUCCUGUGCGUCCUCGCGCAUCCGUACGUCCCGCCCGCCGCGGAGGACGCCGCGACGAAGAAGACGGCGGCGGCGAAGGAGGAAGAAGAGAAACGACCGCCGGACGACGGCGUCAAAGCCGAGGCCGCGGACGCGCGCGUCGACGUCGAGGACGGGCCUAUGAUAAAGCGCGGGGAGAAGGACGACGACGCCGUGAUGCGCGUCGAUGAAGACGAAGACGACGACGACGACCAGUCUCGCGCGCGAUGCCCGUGUUGCGAGCUUCUCGAUCCGCUCUUCGUCCCUCCGAGGGACGGCGUGUGGCUCGCGUGCGAGACGUGCGACGAUUGGUACCACGCCCGCUGCGUCGGGUACACGAAGACGGACGAGAGGAGGCACGCGAAGGCGACGCGCGACGCGCGGCGCGUCCUCGCGGACGCGAGACGCGCGGCGGAGGAAGCGGAGACGUCGAAAGACGCCGCCGCCGCCGCCGCCGCCGCCGCCGCCGCGGUGACCGCCGCGGAGGCGGACGUCGUCGCCGCGGACGACGCGAUGCCGUUCACGUGCGGCGCGUGCGUCGCGAAGCGCGCGGGCGAGAUCGUCUCCGGGCCGUGCGGCGCGACGCUCGUCGUGUGCCCCGCGCCGAUCUUGAAUCAGUGGCGCUCCGAGCUCGCGCGGCACGCCGUCCCGGGCGCCGUGCGCGUCGUCGUCUACGAGGGGCAGCCUCGAGACGCGGGCGGGCCGAGCUCCGGGACCGUGAAGAAGAAGAGAGGGAAGAAAACGUCGUCGGCGACGUCGGCGGGGUUCGAACCCGCGCAGGUGACGUCCGCGAAGGACCUCGCCGCCGCGGACGUCGUCCUGACGACGUACGACGUGCUGCGGAACGACCUGCAUCACGACCCGAGCGGCGACGCGGCGGGCGCGGCGCGCGCGUCGAGGUACGCGAAGCGGUACUCGAUCGUCCCGACGCCGCUGACGCGCUUGACGUGGUGGAGGGUCGUGUUGGACGAGGCGCAAGAGGUGGAGAGCAGCACCGCGGCGGCGGCGGCGAUGGCGAGACAACUUGUCGCGACGCACCGGUGGGCGGUGAGCGGCACGCCGGCGUCGCGCGGGUUGGAGGAUCUCCGGGGGUUGUUUUCUUUCCUCGGCGCGCCGUCGCCGCUCGCGGACGCGACGUGGUGGCGGAGGUGCGUGCAGACCCCGCACGACGCGAAAUCGCGCGUCGCGAAGGCGCAGCUCGCGCGACUCCUGCGGCGCGUGAUGUGGAGGAACGGUCGCGAGGACGUGAAAGACGAGCUCCUUCUGCCGCCGCAAGGGCAGACGAUCACGUGGCUGCGACCGAGCGGGAUCGAGGCGCACUGGUACCGGCAGCAGAAGAAGGUGUGCGAGCGCGCGGCGAGGGACGCGUUGCGGCGCAUACGAGGGACGCCGAAGACCGCGACCGCGGAGACGGAUGCGAUGGACGAGGAGGACGCCGAGCGCGCGCGACGGGCGUCGGCGCCCGCGUGGGCGGCCGCCGCCGGCGCGGGGAGAAUCCUCGGCGGCGGCGACGGCGCGUUCGAGGACGUCGCGGAUUUGAUCGAGAACGGCGGCGAGGAGGAGGAGGAGAAGGAGGAGGAGGACGACGACGACGACGACGAUGCGCCGCUCGACGCCGCGCCACCGCCCGUCGUCGACUUGACCGGCGCCGACGACGACCGGUAUCUCACGACGGAGGAAUCCAGACGCGUCCUCGCGCCGUUGCUUCGUCUGCGUCAAGCGUGUAACCACCCUCAGGCGGGGACACACGGCGUCCGCGGCGUCGUCGGCGGCCCGGGCGGUCCGAACGCCGCGGGCGCGAGCGUCGGCGCGGGAGGGAUCCACCACGGCGUCAUCAUGACGAUGCCGCAGAUACACGAGGUGCUGAUCGAGCGGCAGCGCGUCGAGGCGGAGGAAGCGCAGCGGCUGGUCGCGUUCACGCUGAACGCGUCCGCGGGCGUCGCGAUGUGUCGGAGAGAAUUCGCCGUCGCCGUGAAGCACUACCGGGAGGUGUUACGGCUCGCGGGCUCAGGCUCGGCCGCCGCCGAGGACGGCAGUUUGUGCCUGCGUCUGGACGCCCUUCAGCGGCUGCACGCGCUGCAUAACUUGCGAGAGGCCCUAGACGCGGCCGUCGCCGACGGCGUCGGCGUCUCGCGAACCGUCGCCGACGACGCGUUAUUCGCGGACGCGGAGACGGAGCGGCAAAAAUACAUCGCGCAACGCGCGGGCGGGCUCGCCGCGGCGUCGCGCGAGGUGGACAAGUCGCGCGCCGCCAUCUCUCUGGCGCGCGCGCGGUGCGGCGCGACCGGAACGGGGACCGGGCCGAGCGGCGCGACGUGGUGGCUCGGCGUUCUGGACGGCGGGAAGACGUCCGUCGACCGGCUGCUCGACGGCGUGCUGCGGGGGAUGUGGCAAGGCCGCGAGGCGCCGUUCCGCGACGUGAGCGGACUGCGAUACACGCUCGAGAGCGAUCUCGAUAGGAUGGGGGAGGAACGCGAGAGGUUUACCGCGCGCGUCGAGCACCUCGCGCGGGUGACGUCGGAGGCGAACCCGGAGGACGUGGCCGCCGCCGGGAAGUGCCCGGAGUGUAAGACGAAAAACAUCUUCGACGACGCCGGCGAGGCUGUCGGCUCGCGGUUCGUCGGUCGGAACAGGACCGCGAACGCGAAUGCGAACGCGAAUGCGAACGCGCCGCGCGGCGGGUCGUGGUGCCAGCACUGCCGCAGCAAGGUCGUCUUCGAGGCGUACGAGAACGUCCUGUUCGCCGCGCAGGGCGUGGACAGAGACAUGCGUUUCGGAGGCGCGGGGUUCGGCCGGUCGGGCGGCGCCACCGACGUCGGCGCGGGGAAGUCCGCGCCGUCGUCCGCGGAAACGGUCCUCAAGCACCUCGCGUCGAGGAUCCCGAAGAUCGGGCUCGCGAACGCCGCGGCCGCGGAAGCCGCGGCGGCGCACUUGGAGAUGCUCGAAGAGAUGCGGAAAGAGUUCACGCGCGCGAUGACGCUGACGCGAAAGCAACGCGAGGAGUUGUACGCGAGAGACGAACUCGCGAUGGCGACGACGCGGAUACGCGUCCGCGCGGAGCACGAGGUCGCGCUCGGGGGACUCCCGGACCCCGUGCCCGAGCACCUGCGCGACUCCGUCGUGCACGAGUGGGAGCUCGACGGCAAAGAUACGACGUACGCGAUGGACCGAGUGACGUACGAGGCGGACCUUCGCCGCGCGUCGGCGCAGACGCGGUUCUUGGAACGCCUGCGGCACGAGGACGAAGACGACGCGGAAAAGGCGUUCGAGUGCCCGGUGUGCCACGAGGACGUGGACACGUCCGCGGCGGCGGCGUCCGUCGCGGUCCUUCCGUGCGGGCAUCGGCAGUGCGUGCGGUGCACGGACGCGCUCGUCGACCGCGCGCCGCCGCCGCCGCCGCGACACCCGAAGUGUUUCAAGUGCCCGACGUGCCGCGCGCGCGUCCCCUCGGACGAGAUCAACUACGUCAGCGCGGGGUCGUCGAGGGUGCGAUACGAGCGGUGGCCCGCCGCGGGCGCGAGCGCGAACGACGACGUCAUGGACGCGCAGCUCGGGACGGAGCGCGAGCAACUCGAAGGCGAGGCGUCGAAAGUCGUGCGAGGGUCAUGGGGCACGAAAGUCGAAGCCGUCGCGCGGCGAGUACUCUGGCUGUUGGACGACGCGAGGCCCGGCGCGGACGCGGACGCGCGCGCGCUCGUGUUCCCGGAGUGGGAGGACGCGCUGCGCGUCGUCGCCGCGGCGUUGCGCGCGAACGGCGUGGACGUCGAGCACCCGGCUGGGGGCGGGAAAAAGCUGCGCGACGCGAUCGAGCGGUUCAAAGCCGCCCCGGCGCUUUCCGCGUCGUCCGCGUCGCCGCCGCCUCGCGUGCUUCUGAUGCCGUUGCGACGCGGCGCGAACGGGUUGAACCUCACCGAGGCGCAGCACGUCAUCCUGCUCGAGCCCGUCCUCGACCCGGGCGCGGAGGCGCAGGCGAUGAAACGCGUCGAUAGAAUCGGUCAGACGAAACCGACGUGCGUGCACCGUUUCUUGCUCUCUGGCACCGUCGAAGAGAACGUGCACGAGCUGUCGAGACGACGACGCGAGGCUGCGGUCGGCGACGGCGGCGGCGACGUCGGACGCGGACGCGGCGGUGCGGGGUCGGGGAUGAAGCUGUCGGAAGUCGACGUCCUCGUGCCGCCGGCGUGA
Messenger RNA from Micromonas pusilla CCMP1545, 5331 nucleotides. Its product is annotated as SNF2 super family. Lineage: Eukaryota; Viridiplantae; Chlorophyta; Mamiellophyceae; Mamiellales; Mamiellaceae. The transcript has a single exon. Gene Ontology annotation, molecular function: ATP binding; ATP-dependent chromatin remodeler activity. The coding region runs from base 1 to 5331 and encodes 1776 amino acids. The record is from RefSeq and is a predicted model, not a curated record.